AGAAGAAGUUGAUCCAGAAAGGCGGAUGUCUGUGAUUUGCAUCUGUAGCCUACGGCGGUGUUUUUAAGGCAAUCCACAUGCCGAACAAUAGGGCAUUUUAUUUUCAAAAUAAAAGAAGCAAUUUCUUUUUUUUCUCAUAUAAAAUCUCGCAUCCUAAACCAGGUCAUAUACAUUUUUUAAAAGGGAACGAUAUUCCAAAUUCCGGUACAGAUGACUUUUCCACUAGAGAUUAUCAAUCACGUGAUCGUACUUGAUUACACACCACCUCUUCUGUGUUUUAUUUUAUUUUUUGAAGGAAGUAACAUUUUGUAUCUUAUUGUUGCCAACUUGACAGCGGCGCUGCCCAAUCCCAGCUCAGACAUUCCCUUCCCCAUUGGAAUAAGUUCUCUCUGCAACCUGGAGAUUGUCCACGUUUACAGCCUUCAGUCACCGCUGUCCUGCUCAACAUCUGCAGCCUCGGCCCUCUCUGCGUAAAGCGCGCAAAGCUCUGCAGGCCAACAUUCAUUCAUUUCGUGGAUAGAUUUUUUUAACAGGGCAACUGUUUUAAUCUCCUUCUUCAGUUUCGCGUAAUUCUGCAAAGAUGUUUUCCUGCUGCGUAGCUUUUUUCCUCCUCUUUGCGUGGUCUUCCGUGAAGUGUAACCCCAGUCCUGUGCUCGGAGAUGUAGUCGUGGAAAGAAACGUCAUCCCCAAAGUCUGUGCUAGAGAAUCCAAAAAUGGAGAUUAUGUCCGUUAUCACUAUAACGCCACAUUUGUCAACGGGAAAACUUUUGAUUCCAGCCACGAGAAAGGGGAGGCUAAGGUGGGUCUGCUCGGAGAGGGUCGGCUCCUUGCGGGUGUUGAGAAAGGUCUGCAGGGCAUGUGUGUGAACGAGCGCAGGACCAUCACCGUUCCUCCUCACCUGGCCUACGGAAGCACCGGUGCAGGUGAUGUGAUUCCUCCUGAUACCACCCUCGUGUUUGAGAUCCACCUCCUGGAUGUGUGGAACAAAGCCGACUUGAUUGUCACAAAAACCGUCACAACUCCCAAAAACUGCGAACGCUCCGUGAUGCGCACUGAUUUCGUGCGCUACCAUUUCAACGGCACUCUGCUCGACGGCACCGCCUUCGACUCUAGCUACACAAGGAAGCAGACCCACGACUCCUUGGUGGGUGAAGGCUGGCUGAUCAAAGGCAUGGAUGAAGGCCUGUUGGGCAUGUGCGUGGGUGAGGUCAGACAUAUCGUCCUCCCACCCUUCAAAGCCUAUGGAGAAAAAGGAUCAGGUACAGAGAUCCCCCCUCAGGCAACCCUGGUCUUUGAUGUCCUGUUGGUGGACAUUCAUAAUCCAAAAGAUAACCUCACUGUUGCGGAUCAGGUGGUGCCUGAGUCGUGCACACGCAAGUCUGUGGUUGGUGAUUACGUCCGUUACCAUUAUAAUGGCACCUUCCUGAACGGAGUGACCUUUGACACAAGUUACCAGAGGAACACCACAUACAACACCUACAUCGGGAUGGGGUAUGUGAUUGCAGGCAUGGACCAGGCUCUCCUGGGAGUCUGCAUGGGGGAGAGGAGGAGAGUCACUAUCCCUCCUCAUCUGGCAUAUGGAGACCAGGGAGCAGGUAAUGUCAUUCCCCCUUCUGCUGUGCUGGUGUUUGAAAUUCAUGUCAUCGACUUCCACAACCCUAAUGACAGCGUGGACAUCCAGACCAUCCACAAGCCCGAGGCGUGUAAUGAAACCACUGGGGUGAACGACCUCGUCCGCUACCACUACAACUGCACCCUGGUAGACGGCACACCUCUCUUCUCCUCACAUGACUACGAGAACCUUCAGGAUGCAGUGCUCGGCGCAGAUAAGGUGAUUGAUGGACUUGACGAGGGAUUGAGAGGCAUGUGUGGAGAGAGGAGGCUGAUAACGGUGCCGCCUCACUUUGGCCACGGAGAAAAAGGGGCCACUGGUGUACCAAGCAGUGCCGUGCUCAUCUUUGACAUUGAAAUGGUGAGCUUUGAGAGAGGUGUGCCGCCUGGUUACCUGUUUGUGUGGCUCCAGGACAGUCCUGCCAACCUGUUUGAAGCCCUUGACGUCAACAAGAACAACGAAGUGCCCCAGGAGGAGUUUGGCGAGUUCAUCAAGCUGCAGGUGGCAGAGGGCAAAGGUCGUGUCAAGCCUGGAAUGAUCAUGGAUCAGGUAAUUGUUGACAUGUUCCAAAACCAGGACAGAAAUAAGGACGGAGUGAUCACAGCUGAGGAACUGAAACUGAAAGUAGACGAGGACAUGGAGAGGGAAGCACAUGAUGAGCUGUGAUGAGGACAAACGCUUUAAUUCUCUCUCAGGGAUAAACCCAAACACCACAAAAACAAGCAAUGAGAGACUUUCUCCACGCAGUAUCAUGAUUAGUACCUUCUGCACCACACUGAACAGUCCUUUGAAUGAUGGAACAUUGUGUAAAGGGUCCGUUUUUGUAGAGUGUUGUGUUGUUUUGAUUUUUAUUGUUGUAUUUCAGAAAACCAAACAAGCACCUUUAUUUGUCUCUAAAAGCGGAAUUGAUUAAAAUGUUUUUAAGAAAUUA
This is a messenger RNA of Notolabrus celidotus (New Zealand spotty), 2543 nucleotides long. It is a transcript of the gene fkbp10b, whose product is annotated as FKBP prolyl isomerase 10b. The record is from RefSeq and is a predicted model, not a curated record. Gene Ontology annotation, molecular function: peptidyl-prolyl cis-trans isomerase activity; calcium ion binding. Lineage: Eukaryota; Metazoa; Chordata; Actinopteri; Labriformes; Labridae.